This is a messenger RNA of Malus domestica (apple), 775 nucleotides long. RefSeq lists its product as uncharacterized. Gene Ontology annotation, biological process: endoplasmic reticulum to Golgi vesicle-mediated transport; intracellular protein transport. Gene Ontology annotation, cellular component: endoplasmic reticulum; endoplasmic reticulum membrane. Lineage: Eukaryota; Viridiplantae; Streptophyta; Magnoliopsida; Rosales; Rosaceae. The record is from RefSeq and is a predicted model, not a curated record.
AAACCAAACCAAAUCAUAUCGGAGAGAGAGAUACUUUUCUUCCUUUCUUAUAUGCUUUACUUGGUGAUUAAGCCUUUUAAGCCUUAAGGCAGCUGCAAAAUCAGAAGGAGGAGUAGAGCAAGUAACAGCGAAGCAAGCAAAAGCAGAGGAAUUGGAGGCGAAGAUGGCGUUGCAGUGGAUGAUAUUGACGUACGUCGUGGCGGCAGAGGCGGCGUUGGCCUUCCUCCUAACCAUUCCGGCGCCCAAGCUGUUGAAGAAUCGAUUCGUGUCGCUGGUCUCUCUAAUCCUCCAACCCGCCCUCUUCAUCGUCCCCUUCGCCGGAUUUCAGCUCCUGGAUAUAUACUGGAAGAAUGAGCACCGGUUGGCCUGCACCUCUGAUAUCUGCACCGCCUCUGAGCGUGACCGCUAUGAGAAAUCGAUGUACAAGGCUCAAGGGAAUGUAGUUCUUUGUGCUUCAGCAUGUCUGCUUUACUGGUGUCUAUUUCGCAUCUGUAAAUUGUACAAGGACAUUCAGAACUUGGAGGAAGUGGAGAAGAGGUACAAGGACGAGUAGGUUUUCGGAUAUAGGCCCUUCGUUGGCAGUGGAAACAACCGAGUUAAUAUUUUUUUCAUCAUAAAUGAGAAACCGAUGCUGCUUUUAGUAAUACUGUAAUGUCUUGAAUUUGUUUGUGUAAUUUGUAGCCGUCUAGUAUGUUGAUACAUUGUUCGUGUAGCUGAAAUAUACUUUGUUUUCCACAUUACAUGAAAACUAUGGCAUUGAUCGUUUGUUUGAGUA